Messenger RNA from Dovyalis caffra, 277 nucleotides. The record is from the annotation of a GenBank genome assembly. Lineage: Eukaryota; Viridiplantae; Streptophyta; Magnoliopsida; Malpighiales; Salicaceae.
AUGCCGACCAAUUUUACUAAGCUUCAUAGUCUCCUCCUUAGCCAUGAAUUCAUGAACAAAGAAUCCACUUUUGUGCCCUUAACUAUUGCUCAUACUCCCGGUCUUUCACCCACUCAACCAUCAACACAUUUUGUUCAAAAGAAUCAAGGCACCUUUCAUAAUGGUAGAGGUAGAAGGUUUCGAAAGCGUGGAUGUGGCUGCUAUAACGAAAGAUCUAAUAAUAACGCUUAUACAUUUACAUGGGGUUCUUGGACUUUCAUGGAUAAUAAAACUAGAU